AGUCAUUCUCGUUGGUUCGCUUAGUGCGGUUGGUUUUCGAAAUUUUCAUAACAGCAGCGCCUAUAGUGUGUCCACAAAAGAGAGCGUGGAAAAAAGAUACAAGCACAUACACAUAAACAUGCAAAUUAAAAAAUAUUCAAAAACACUUUGCUUACUAUCAAAAUCAGUGAAAUAACAAUUAUUUGCAUACCAAACAAAAAAAAAUUUAUAAACAAUUUGUUAUAAAGUUUAAUAUGGGAUUGCUAAAAAUUCAAAAACCGCCCAAAAGGCAUGACGCAGAAUUAGAAAUUCUGUUGCUGUAGAAUUUGCUAAUUGACACUUCGAUAGUUACUAACGUUUACGUCGUCGCUGCCGAUUUACUGCUCUUUUUAUUGUAGUUGACAAAUUCUACAGCUGCGAAUUGAAAUCCCUUAAAUCGGUUCGUCAGUAGACCGGCCCAUCGGUGUGUGGUGGAUGACAAUAGCUUUAUUCCCUGCUAUUUGAAAUUAGAGGAAAGCGUCUUUCCACUAAUACCACUGUGUAUUGAGAAAUCUUUCAUCGUUUACUUACAUUACUGCGUUUAUACAUACAUACAUACAUAUGUAGUUCUUGUUUGUGUUUGUUAAUUCAGUAUUGAAAUUUUUUAUCAAGAAAUUUAAAUUGAGAGCGUUCGUUUUACAUCGAACUACAGAACCUACCGCCAUUCGCUGCAGUACGUGCUUUUUUCAUUUGUUUACGCUCUCGCGAGUUUGUCAUUUGCACUCCCAUUAUCGUUCUUAGCGACAGAGUAUUCAAAACGUUGAAGCGUAGGGAAGUAAAUAGUUGCAGAUUUGGAAUGAUGUUGCUGUCCGCGCCAACCAAACGCUCCGCUUUCGGUUGAAUAUUAAAACAGCUCAUAAAUGCUAAUGCCAAGGCGACAAUACCACCUUAACGGUUAUAAUCCAGAUAUGAGCAUAACAUUAAGCAUGCAGCACCAACAACAGCACAUUAAUCAAUUAUUGAAUACGGCAGCGACCGCCACCGGCAUUGUAGGCGACGUGGAUGCCUUACUUACGCCCAUACAGAACAACAACGCCAUGCCGCGCAAUCUCUGGCGCACCAAUGAAAUCAUGGAAAUGUUGAUCAUUAUGCAAGAAAUAAAAGCGCUCGAAAUGCUUAGCGUUAAAACUAUAAAGAGCGAACUAGUAUUUCGUAAAGUGGAAAGGAUAAUGCAUUUACGCGGCUUCCGAAAGAAAUCACAUGUACAAAUUUGGACCAAGUGGAAAUUUCUCAAAUCGACUUACACGACAUCCCGUCGCAAUGGCAUUAUACCAAAAAUGAUACCACAACCGAUCUAUGAGGAAUUGCACAAAAUGCUGCAAAACGCCAAUAGCAGCUGCUCAGGCCGUUCGACCAGUGAUUGUGGAAACUCAACCACAUCACUCGAUGGUGACGAUUCAAAUGGUGACACACCAAAUAAUUGUAGUAAUGGCAGUGAAAGCAAAUUGGUUAUAUCUGGUGUUGAAGGGGGCUAUAGUGUGACGGACAAAAGUUCAUUGGAUAGUCGUGUUGCUGGUCCCGAAUCAGACGAAGAGAAUGGUCUGGCACAUCCGAUAUUUGGUUUUCGUUUGGGACUAGUUAAGCAAGAACCCGCAGAUACAGGUUAUGAAUGUUCAGAUGUUAAGGAAAAGGAGUCAACAGCCAGCAUACAAUUUCAAACCGAAGUUAAACAAGAAGUAACAGACGAAGACAAUGCACUAACAGUAUCGACAUCGCAUUCUCCGCAGGUACCAGCCGAAGAGCAGUCAAAACAUCAACAACCUCAACGGCAAUCUCUACCAGAAAUAAUGAUAUUAAGCCGACGGUCCACACGCCCUUCAACCACUACCAACACAUCUACUACCACAUCAAUACCAAACAUUACGAGUACGCCUAAAUCAGGCAUAAGUGCAUCCCAAGCACAGCCAGGAGCUGCAAACAACACAUCAAGUUCAGCACCAUUACCACCGCUACGCAUAGCCCGCUUCGCUAAGAUGCCGCCCAGCGAGAUUACGACCGAUUCUAACGUAAAUUUACCACCGCCACCACUUACCAUAAAUCCGUCAUCACAUACAUUACGGCUUAGUAGCGCCUAUAGUAGUGGCACAUAUGCCAUUAAUGGCAAAGGCAACUCCAACAACAACGUUUUGACAUUUACGCGAAAACUUGCCAAUAUAAAUCCACAGACAGUCACGAUCACAACUCCAGGACAUCAAACUGCCGUGCACCCUUACAUACGUCAACAAGAAGUUGUAAUGUCCGACCUUAAUGCAGCAGCAGUGGCGCCACACGAACACCGAGCGCCUCAACCUUUUUACGGUUUCCCAGAUGGACCGUCAACCAGUCAACAGGCACAACAACAACAAGUUCAACAGAUUGAAUCACGAAAGCGACGUCUAAAGGCAUCAAUCAUGAAUGCAAUGCCGCCAAAGCGUGUAAGCCGCGCACCCGAAACGCUUACAAAGCCCACAUCGCUACAGGCGAAAUUGGAUUAUAGUAGUCAAUUCAACGACGAUGGACUUAAUGACAGUUCAAAUGAGGAAGACAAUUCUAUAUAUCAAGCGCAAUCGCAUCAUGGCGGAGAACAGCCUUCACCAGAUAACAACGAACGCACCCAAGGCUAUACGAGAGUAUUGCAAGAUAUGGCUAUUUCGUUACGUCAAAUGCAACGCGAGGCGAUCAACGAAUUUUUCAAGCGUCAAAUGAAAUUGGCGCGAGAGGAACACGAAUUUCAGAUGCGACAAGAUGCGCUCUUGAUGCAAGCAUUCAAGGAACAAGCUCAGCAGUUUCAGCAGAUGAGCAAAGAACUCUUGGGAAGCGCAGUAAAAUUGGAAAAGCGUAAGAAGAGGCUGGAGAAACAGGCUCAGAAACAGUUUACGAAUAAUAGAAAAGCGCCCACACGACAAAUGCAAGCACGUUCUGGGGAAAAUGUGAAGGUUCUUCUCAACGGUCUAAACAAAGCAAAAGUUGAACGUAAAGAAGUAUUGGAGGAGAGUAAAAAAGACGUCAAAGUACUAAUGAGAAAUAUACACGCACAACUGGAGUUAACUGAAGACGACGAUGAGGACGAUGAACAAAAUCGAUACGAGUAUGAUGUUAGCGAGUAUCUGCAGAAUAAUGGUACUGGUGGUAUGGCGCAAAAACCAGGUGGAGCGCAGAAUACGCUAGAAGACAAAGAUUGUGGUGAAAAAAAUAGCAUUACCUCCGAUCCCAUACAAAUACUUGGCUAAUAGAAUUAAAGUAGAAGAGUUCAAAUAUACAUAGAUACAUAUGUAUUAAACAUUUAAUAAUAAGUUAAGUGCAAUGCACAUUCCAGCGUGAAAACGCUUGUACGUACUCCCUAAAGCAAAAAUGUUGGAGGUAAAAAAGCUAUUUUCAAAGCUUUGGAGCCCCGCAAUAUUUUUGUGUAUAACAUGUGAUCAAAUAGUAGAUUAAUGCAUUAUUAUUUUAAUGAAGUCCUACAGAAUUUUCAUCGAAAACAAAUUAAUUUAAUCCAUCGCGCAACAUUCCAAAGCCGCACGAAGACUUGAUAAUAUAUAAGCAUAAAAUAAUUAAUGUUUAGAUGAACUUUAAUUUAAUUUGAAAUAGAAUGAAAUAUUGUUUUGCCCAUAAUUCUAUAUUUUAAAGCAUAUUUAAUUUGAAAUGAAUAUUUAAGUUAAAUUUAAUACGUUAUAUUUUCUGGAUUAUUAUAACAUCUUUGUUUUAAAGUAAAUGUAUAAAUAAA
Bactrocera tryoni is the source of this 3721-nucleotide messenger RNA. RefSeq lists its product as uncharacterized. Bases 879 to 3227 code for a protein of 782 amino acids. The record is from RefSeq and is a predicted model, not a curated record. The transcript has 3 exons. NCBI's taxonomy places the organism in Eukaryota, Metazoa, Arthropoda, Insecta, Diptera, Tephritidae.